GCGAGGAGAUCCUGGCCGCUCCGCCAGCACUUGCCGCAGCUGCCGCCGCUCCCACCCACGAUCGCAGCCCAGCAGCUGGGAAACGUCCCCCCCCCGCCGCAGACUGGGCUGCGCAGCGUGGGAGGGUUAGCGGUCCCGGAGGACCGAUUCCGAACUUGCAAGGGGACCGCGGCUCUCCCGGGCCUGGACAGUAUGAACAGGAUUGCUGAUUUGCAAUGAUAUGGUGAAACCAAGGGCUGGAACCAAAAAGAUCUUCUCAGCUCUUUAGUUUGAACCACAGUGAAUUGUCUACCAGCAGCCGGCAUGGCUAAAAGUUCAGAGGUCAAACUGGCAAUAUUUGGGAGAGCAGGCGUGGGCAAGUCAGCUCUUGUAGUGAGAUUUCUGACCAAACGGUUCAUCUGGGAAUAUGAUCCCACCCUCGAAUCAACCUACCGACACCAAGCAACCGUUGAUGAUGAAGUUGUCACCAUGGAGAUACUAGAUACUGCUGGCCAGGAAGACACCAUUCAGAGGGAAGGACACAUGCGAUGGGGGGAAGGCUUUGUGCUGGUCUAUGAUGUUACUGACCGAGGAAGUUUUGAGGAAGUGCUGCCACUUAAGAACACCCUGGAUGAGAUCAAAAAGCCCAAGAAUGUGACUCUCAUCUUGGUUGGAAACAAAGCUGACUUGGACCACUCCAGACAGGUUAGUACAGAAGAAGGGGAGAAGCUGGCCACAGAAUUGGCAUGUGCUUUUUAUGAGUGUUCUGCCUGUACCGGGGAAGGGAACAUCACCGAGAUAUUCUACGAGCUGUGUAGAGAGGUACGUCGCCGGAGGAUGGUCCAGGGCAAGACGAGGCGACGCAGCUCCACCACGCACGUCAAGCAAGCCAUUAACAAGAUGCUCACCAAAAUCAGCAGUUAGGCAGCUCUGUUCUUGUGAAGGCCCUGCUCAGGUGGGUUGGGUAAUUGGAAACACUUUCUUGCCCUUUUUCCCUUUUCCCCCCUCAAAUAAAAGAAAAUACUCCAUUCCUUGUUCUGACUCUGGGAAACAUCUGGGCUUCCCACUGGUCCCAGCCUCCCAUAUGUUGGGAAGUUAUAGUGUUUUAAUGCAAUUUCAGUGCUGACAAUCUCUCUUUUGCCUGCUUGAAUAAAAUAUGCUCUAUUGCAG
Messenger RNA from Physeter macrocephalus (sperm whale), 1149 nucleotides. RefSeq names its product RAS like estrogen regulated growth inhibitor (gene RERG). The transcript has 5 exons. The record is from RefSeq and is a predicted model, not a curated record. The coding region runs from base 304 to 903 and encodes 199 amino acids. Gene Ontology annotation, molecular function: GTPase activity; GTP binding. Lineage: Eukaryota; Metazoa; Chordata; Mammalia; Artiodactyla; Physeteridae.